CGCUCACCUGCCAUUGGGCAGGUGGGGCGGCCGGCCUCUGGCAGGGCCGGACUAUAUAAACGCGGAGCCGCGCCGGGCCAGGCGCGCCGCAGGAUGGUGGACAGCGUGUACCGCACCCGCUCCCUGGGGGUGGCGGCCGAAGGGCUCCCGGACCAGUACGCGGACGGAGAGGCGGCGCGCGUGUGGCAGCUCUACAUCGGGGACACCCGCAGCCGCACGGCCGAGUACAAGGCCUGGCUGCUCGGGCUGCUGCGCCAGCACGGCUGCCAGAGGGUGCUCGACGUGGCCUGCGGCACCGGGGUGGACUCCAUCAUGCUGGUGGAAGAGGGCUUCAGCGUGACCAGUGUAGACGCCAGUGACAAGAUGCUGAAGUACGCGCUUAAAGAGCGUUGGAACCGGAGGCAUGAGCCAGCCUUCGACAAGUGGGUCAUUGAAGAAGCCAACUGGAUGACCUUGGACAAAGAUGUGCCCCUGCCACCAGGGGGUGGCUUUGAUGCGGUCAUCUGCCUUGGAAACAGUUUUGCCCACCUGCCAGACUGCAAAGGAGACCAGAGUGAGCACCGGCUGGCGCUGAAGAACAUCGCGAGCAUGGUGCGUUCUGGGGGCCUGCUGGUCAUUGACCAUCGCAACUACGACCACAUCCUCAGCACAGGCUGUGCACCCCCAGGAAAGAACAUCUACUAUAAGAGUGACCUGACCAAGGACAUCACGACGUCCGUGCUGACUGUGAACAACAAGGCCCACAUGGUGACCCUGGACUAUACGGUGCAGGUGCCAGGGGCUGGCCAGGAUGGUUCCCCUGGCUUGAGUAAGUUCCGGCUCUCCUACUACCCACACUGUUUGGCUUCCUUCACGGAGUUGCUCCGAGCAGCCUUCGGGGGCAAGUGCCAGCACAGCGUCCUGGGUGACUUCAAGCCUUACAAGCCGGGCCAGGCCUACAUUCCUUGCUAUUUCAUCCACGUGCUCAAGAGGACGGACUGAGCGCUGAGCGUGGUCUCAGCUACAACCCUCUGCCCAGGCCCUGCCCUAUCUGGCUGGGGAGGUGGGGACUGGGGGUCCCAUACCGAGGGCAGCCCCCAGCACAGAUCCUGGGGUGUGGGGAGGGGCAGACUGCUGCUGUAGGUGUAGGGAUUUGGGCAAAUGGAAGCAUGAGCAAUACAGUCCGUGCCUUUUUCCUUUUC
Lontra canadensis (Northern American river otter) is the source of this 1181-nucleotide messenger RNA. RefSeq names its product glycine N-methyltransferase (gene GNMT). The transcript has 6 exons. NCBI's taxonomy places the organism in Eukaryota, Metazoa, Chordata, Mammalia, Carnivora, Mustelidae. The record is from RefSeq and is a predicted model, not a curated record. Gene Ontology annotation, cellular component: cytosol. Bases 94 to 981 code for a protein of 295 amino acids. Gene Ontology annotation, molecular function: glycine N-methyltransferase activity; S-adenosyl-L-methionine binding; glycine binding. Gene Ontology annotation, biological process: protein homotetramerization; regulation of gluconeogenesis; one-carbon metabolic process.